CUCUAUGUGUGUGUGUGUGUGAGUGAUCAGGGAUAUCCACCGUUUUUUUUUUCACUCGCUCUCCCGUUAUUUGAAGGCGCUGCUGAGUCCGCUCUGCUUUUACCUGCCUCACCUGAGCAGACUCACCUGUUCACUCGCUUCCUUUCGCUCUUCAAAACUGAAAGCCUCACUUUGAGACGGAUUUUUUUAUAAAAGAAAUAUUUAAAGAUAAACCUUACGAAACAAGAAGAAAAAACGCAAGGAGGAGAGAAGAAGAGGAUCGACCCUUGCCACUUUUUUCCCCUCUGCUUCCUGCUUUUCAGCCGUUACCUGAUUUAAGAAGAGGACUGGUUGAUUUUGAGGAACAUGCCGCGGGCUUUUUUGGUAAAAAAGGCGAACGUUUCGCCGGGAAAGCGGAACUGGAGUGAGCUGCCCGACCAUGAGAGAGGAGACGUUUACAUCCCAGUCUCCAUCUUCCCGCCGUCGGUCUUGAUGACAGAAGUUGAGGCCAGCCCUGCAGAGACCGUGCCUCUCUGCCUCACCAAACGCUCUCCAUCAGACAGUCACGCUGAGCUGCCGUCCAGCACGCUGCUUGGACAACCGCGAAGUCUAGCAAGUUCGCCAGAGGGGAAGUCGGAUAUCAGACGGAGCUUGCAUGGCGACUCUUUGUACAUCCGAUCUAAAAUUAAGGUAACUACAGGCGUGUUGCCUCCUGAUCCCUCUCUUCUUCCUGAAGCUCGUCCCCAAAUUUCCAAUCCACAGCCUCUACCUCCACAGCCCCCUGUUACGCCAGCAGCCCCCCAGCAAGCUCCGCCCCCCGGCCCUUCAGAGGCACCAGCUACUGUAAACAGAUCAGCGGGUCAAAAUCACAGCGCUACCCCUACAACGACAGGAGCGUAUGUGUGCCAGGUUUGCCAGAAGACUUUCCAGUACCAGCGCAUGUUGAACCGACACAUCAAGUGCCACAGUGAGACCAAGAGACAUCUGUGCAACUACUGCGGCAAAGGCUUCAACGACACGUUUGACCUGAAGAGACACGUGCGCACGCACACAGGGGUCCGUCCGUACAAGUGUACUCUGUGCGACAAGGCCUUCACCCAGCGCUGCUCCCUGGAGUCCCACAUGAAGAAGAUCCACAGCGUCACCCUAAAGUACGCCUACAAGGAGCGGCGCAACAAGCUGUACGUCUGCGAGGAGUGCGGCCACACUGCGGGGACUCAGGACGAACUGCUGGUCCACCUGCACUCCCUGCACCCGGACAGCGCCCUGCUGAAGGGAAAGGCAGCAAGGAGGGCGGGAGGUCUGGGGGGAUCCACCUCUGGCUCCGUCGGAGGAUCCACUCCAAGUUCUCCACGGGAGGCAGACAGCGAUGACACUAACGGAUCAGCUGGGCAGUAGAUCACCGGAAUGAACUCAGCAGGGAAGGAUGAAGGAGGGAUGUGUUAACUCAUGGACAUGCAGAGUGUUUUGUUUAUAUAUUUAUAAAAGGGCAGGGAUUCGGGUUUUAUUUUGCAUGAAAAAAAAAAAGUAUGAUGCAGCAAGGAGAAAAAGAACACUAGAAUUGUCCAAACAUGACGACUUCCUCUGAUAUAAAUGUAUUAUUUAUAUUAUAUUCUGAGCAAAUAUUUUCAGUCAUGAAGGUGAUACCCUAAAGAUGAGAUUCUCUCUUUUUAUGUUCCCAACAAAACCUUGGAAGAACCUCAAACAAGGUAGAACUUUUUCAGAAGAUGCUCUGAAUCAGGCAUCCUUUCAUCCAACAUUCUUCCAGUCUCUGUAUAUUACAUCCACGUUGUGUUGUGGCUCAUUUUUAUUGUUUUGAAUGGGACUUUAUUACCAGUGGGCUUCUCUUUGCAACAGAAGAUUUGAAUUUUUCUAAUGGAAGAUACAUUAUUAUUAUUAA
Messenger RNA from Cyprinodon variegatus (sheepshead minnow), 1879 nucleotides. RefSeq names its product ovo-like zinc finger 1 (gene ovol1a). The record is from RefSeq and is a predicted model, not a curated record. Gene Ontology annotation, molecular function: DNA-binding transcription factor activity, RNA polymerase II-specific; RNA polymerase II cis-regulatory region sequence-specific DNA binding. NCBI's taxonomy places the organism in Eukaryota, Metazoa, Chordata, Actinopteri, Cyprinodontiformes, Cyprinodontidae. Gene Ontology annotation, cellular component: nucleus. The coding region runs from base 346 to 1377 and encodes 343 amino acids. Gene Ontology annotation, biological process: epidermal cell differentiation; regulation of transcription by RNA polymerase II. The transcript is spliced from 6 exons.